GUUCAGUGGGUUUACCGUACACAUUCUAGGAUUCUUCAGUAUCAAUUAACUAUGGAAAAMAACGCCGGCCACGUCAUUCCGCCAUAGCCGCGGUCGUGUUAUCUCGUCGCGUAUUGCAUUUUCAGUACAAAUGAUCCUCUACAGAUAUUAUUAUUACUAUUAUAAUACUCGUCGACAGUUUUAAAGAGGCUUCCGAWAUUCGGGUACACGUUACAACAAAUUGUUAUAUCCGUUAAAUCAGAAACACAUCUUGUUUGUUUCCCAUCCCUUUCCGCAAUCGACCGUUUUUAGCGUCCAAAAUUCUCGUUUUCUGAGAAGAAACCGACCGUCCCGAGUCGGCGUCUACCGGUCCCACCAACUACGAGGGAUAGUCACGAACACACCAUUCACGAUUCGUCACCGUUCUAGAUUUUUGAGACGGUUACCACCGCCGUCAGCAAGUAACCAAAAUGAAUAUAUUUCGACUUUGCGGUGACCUGUCACAUCUGCUGGCCAUCCUACUAUUGCUCGUCAAGAUAUGGAAGACCCGAUCCUGUGCCGGUAUUUCGGGAAAAUCUCAAAUACUUUUUGCCAUUGUUUACACGACAAGAUACCUAGAUUUAUUCACAAGUUUUGUAUCUGUAUAUAACAGUUUUAUGAAAGUAGUGUUCCUAUCAGCAUCAUAUGGAACAUUAUAUUUAAUGUUCUUCAAAUUUAAGCCAACAUAUGACCAUAACCAUGAUAGCUUUAGAAUUUUGUACUUAAUCAUACCAUCGUUGUUGCUUUCAUUCAUCAUUGUUCAUGUUUACACUGUGAUGGAGAUUUUGUGGACAUAUAGUAUUUAUUUGGAAGCAGUAGCAAUUAUGCCACAAUUGUUUAUGGUAUCUAGAACUGGCGAAGCUGAAACUAUUACUUCUCACUAUUUGUUUGCACUGGGUUCUUAUAGAGCACUGUAUAUAUUGAAUUGGAUUUACCGUUAUUAUACAGAAGAUUUUCUUGAUUGGAUUGUUAUAAUUGCUGGAAUUGUGCAAACCAUCUUAUAUUGUGACUUCUUUUAUCUCUAUAUAACCAAAGUUUUAAAAGGUAAACGACUGUCCUUACCUGUCUAAACAUGGAAGGAAAA
Diuraphis noxia (Russian wheat aphid) is the source of this 1102-nucleotide messenger RNA. RefSeq names its product ER lumen protein-retaining receptor (gene KdelR). Gene Ontology annotation, cellular component: membrane. The record is from RefSeq and is a predicted model, not a curated record. NCBI's taxonomy places the organism in Eukaryota, Metazoa, Arthropoda, Insecta, Hemiptera, Aphididae. Gene Ontology annotation, biological process: protein retention in ER lumen. Gene Ontology annotation, molecular function: ER lumen protein retrieval receptor activity.